AUGAUAUCUUCACCCAUUUCCACCGUCAGCGAUUUGAUCAUCCAGAGUCAUAACUAUCAGCAUCCCUCCCACCUACACUACCCACAUCAGUAUCGAAACGAGGAAGACCUGCUUGACGAUAUUCCGGCUCUCGAUUCCGACUCAGAAAGGCGCCUGCUAUUCGGGGAAAACUUGCAUCCUCUUCAAGUUUUUGGCGACUACUCGACGCAUCCCAUGCAGUCAGAUAGUUGGGGCGGCCUCGCCCAGCUGACUCCUAAGAUCAGACGCUUUUCUCACCAGCGGGAGUCGUCCUUAUCUUCACUUGGGUCGAACGGCCCUGCGUCGCCAUAUACUCAGAAUACAUCGAACCCUCAAAUUGCCAUUUCAGAAUCGACCUUUGAGGGAUUUCCUGACAUGAACCCUCAGGAAAUCACAAGCAACCAGUCAGGGUCCUAUUACCCGCUCGCCAAAUCGAUGGGAUGUGCAACUUACCAAACGUACCACGGUAUAGAUGGCGCAGUACCCGAAGUGGCAUAUCCAGUUACAGUUCCAGGACCAGGGAAGAGGCUACGCAUGGACGAAGGACUUCUACCUGCCCCAGAGCUAGCGGGGACAUACAACAGAUCUAAUCCGGCGUCUGUAGCUAGUUCAGUUGCGGGAGAUUCUCCGGCAACGCCGGCCGUGGGUGAACCGGACCAGAAAUCUCGCAGAAAGAAUGGUAAGACUCCAAUGACCCCGUUAUUUUCUGGCGGAGCAGCCUCCGACUUGGCUUUGAUUUCUAUAGACCAUGGACACAUCCCGAAGCUCGACCGGACCAUGACAGACGUUUACGGAGAUGAACUUUAUAAUCCAAACUUCACAAUCACGGCGACCUCUUCCCCUCAGCCGCAGUCUGUUACCUCAGCUGAGAGCGAUGUAUUUAAUCAGCGCAUCAACGCGGCGAACCACCAACAUCUAAGUGCUGCUCACUCACCAUCGUCUACGACUUCCCGCGCCCGAUCACCGUUUCGCACAGGAUCACCAUUUGCAGCUUCAUCUAGCCAUCAGUUUUCCUGUUCUCAAACCCCACCUAGAGAACAUGGUAGGCACACUCGGCGACCGUUCUCUCAUCCGGAGAAUGCAGGCGAGCCUGCGACGCCUAAAACUAUUUCUCCCAAGGAUGCUGUUUUGGAAUUCAACGAAUCGGAAGCAGAUAGCGUGUUUCCUCUCUUCCCCCAAGAUUCUUCGGGCUUUGAAAUUGAUCCACUGUCCAAGACAGCACCUUCCUCAGAACAUAGUGAACCAUAUAUUGGGCAGAAUAUGGAAACUCUUCACCAGAAUGAUCAAUUUGGAUAUCUACCGUCGCAGAUGCCUGUUGGAAUCCAGGCUGAGUUCAUCUGGGGCUAG
Metarhizium album ARSEF 1941 is the source of this 1365-nucleotide messenger RNA. RefSeq names its product 26S proteasome regulatory subunit-like protein. The coding region runs from base 1 to 1365 and encodes 454 amino acids. The transcript has 2 exons. NCBI's taxonomy places the organism in Eukaryota, Fungi, Ascomycota, Sordariomycetes, Hypocreales, Clavicipitaceae. The record is from RefSeq and is a predicted model, not a curated record.